UUCCUAGCCAUGGCGUCUCCCCUCGCCUCCUCUCGUCUUUGUCUCAGUCCCUUGUUAACUCCGUGCCUGGAUUUUUGGUGAAAUUUUCCAUACAUCAUUUCAUCCCCGCUUCUCUAACCCUCUUUUCCCCUUCCACAUCUUUUCCCCUCGUUGGUGCUUCGUCUCCCCUUCACCCUUCCCUUUCCCUGUCAGCUGACGAUGCCUGCCCCUUUCUCUCUCUGUCUUCUUCCAUUUUUUCUCUCUCUCCUUGGUUUCUCUAUCGUGUUGCUGUACAUACAUGUUCUUGUUUUCCCCGUUUACUUCUCCCUUACUCUCUUCCUUUCUCUUCCUCGCUCCUCUCCCUCCAGUCUCCUCCCUGAGAUUUUUAAUGUCCUUUUCCGUUUUCUUUUUCCACCCUUUCCUCUUCCAUGCGCACUCACCCUUUCUCUCCCUUCACCCUCGCUAACGGAUAACGGAUAAGGGGACGAGAGGGAACACACAACUGGCCUUGUUUUGUGCACUUUUUUCUCAUAAAAAAGAGGGACAAGUUGAAUCAAGGGGAAAGAUAUAGCGGAGACGGAGGGGAGAUUAUUAAACUCAAUUCUGUCUUUGUUUCUCUGUCUGUUUAUCUGUCUGCUUACGCAGAUGAUGGCGUGCGGUUUCGGAUUGACGACAUUGCAGUUGCACAAUGGUACGCGCAUUGCGUAUUUAUUUUUUUUUCACUUUCUUUUGCUUCGUAUCGCUUCUGAUCAAAGCGGGGUCGGCCCUAACUGUAGGGUGUGGUUGUAAUAAAGAGUUCAACGCUGUUGUGCGUUACCGUUUUCCGUCAAGAAUGCAGACAAAAGGCAGAAGUGAAGGGGUUGACUGUGACGCCUUCAGAGCAGCAGUGAUAAGAAGGCUGAAAUGUUUUCUGAUCCUUUAUUGUUAAAAUCUUUAAAGUCAUCACUCGCUGCAACUAAAUUUUUUAUUACGAAUAGUCCAAUGAAUUUUAAUACCCAGCGGCCAGAGCAGAGCGUCAUGCAAGCCCUCGAGAGUCUUAAUGACGGACAAGUGAAUGACUUCUUGACGGGCAAAGCCCCCCUCAACUUGACUAUGCGCCUUGGUGACCACAUGAUGCUGAUUCAACUGCAGCUGUCCACGGUGUCCCCAGGCGGGUCCAGAAAGUCACGCCUCCAGACCAACCAUUCUCACUCACACAGCCAUGCACACUCCCAUGGCCAUAGCCAUUCUCACACUCACACACACACCACACACAGCCACAGCCAUGAGCAAGGAGGUUCUGCUCGUACCUCUGCACACAGCCAUCCUCUAACUCCUCCCUAUACCCCUCAUAGUCCAGUCACAUGUGCAGGCUACUCUCCUGUGCACACGUCCCCUGUGUCUGGCCAAUCCACACCCCCAGCCUCUGUCACUAUCAACCCUAGUCAAAUCUCUUCCACGACAUCGUCAUCUGCUAGGGCUGCCUCCCCAUCUUCCCCAUCUUCUACAUCUUCCACAUCCUCUUCCCCGACAUCCUCAUCAGCAUCCUCUUUGCUUCACCACCACCACCACCACCACAAUAAUCUCCUCCUCCACCACCAUGGUGCGGGUUACUCAUCUCCUUCGUCCCCACCCCCACCCACCUCUCCGUACUUAGCCACGCCCCCUCACCAUCAUCACCACCACCACCAUCACCAUCACCACCACCAUCACCACCAUCACCGCCCUAUACCUAGCUCCCCCUCAACCCCAAACAGCCCAGCCUCUUCCUCGUCUUCAUCCUCAUGCGGAUCCAAUGCCAGCUCUCCCUCAGGCCUUGGGUAUGACAGUGACUUACCUGUGAGAGGUUGCCCUCACAGGGGUGAGGAGAUGGAUCUCAGGGCUACCCUGGACACCAAGGCCCUAGCAGAGGCUUCUCGUAAUCUUACCCAGACCCUCAAGCAGCUCUCUUCUGAGGUCCUCACGUCCAAGCCAGAGCUGAAACAGGAGAGUCGAUCCCCUCCAGAAAUUGCUGCAACUUAUUUAGGCACAAAAGGAGCCAGUGAUUGCACCAACAAUAUUGGCCCCAGCAGUACCACUAGUAGUUGUAACAGCAAUGGAAGCAGUGGCUCCAGCAGCAGUAGUAGUAACAGCAGCUACAGUAGCAGUGGUAGCAGUAGCAACAGCAGCAGCAACAACAACAGCAGCAGCAACAACAGCAGCAGCAACAACAGCAGCAGCAACAACAGCAGCAGCAGUAACAGCAACAGCAGCAGCAGCAGCAGCAGCAGCAGCAGCAGCAGCAGCAGCAGCAGCAGCAGCAGCAGCAGCAACAGCAGCAGCAGCAAUGGCUCCAGCAACAGCAAUGGCACCAGCAGUAGUAGUGGAAACAAUAACAACAGCAGUAAUUUUAAGAAACAAGGAGCUAUCAUUGAGAGUAUGCACCACCAUGGGAAAGGAGUGUACUCAGGCACUUUCUCAGGUACCCUCAACCCAGCACUGCAGGACAGGCAGGGACGGCCAAAACGGGAUAUUUCAACAAUAAUCCACAUACUUAAUGACCUUUUGUGUGCCACACCACAGUAUCGUCGCCACAACACCAGCAUUACCCUUAGUUCAACGACACCCUCCAGGACCAAGAGUUCAGGGAGCAGUGCACCCAAGGAGAAGGGAAAGCCAUUGAAUACCUCCUCAGCAGACAUCCCACAAUCUCAGGAGGACAUGAUGGAGGCAAACAGGAGGAAAGCUGUUGAUGAACCACAAGCUGGUGACCAGGAUUCAGGUGAUGAAAAUCAAGCAAUGCGAACAAAGGUGGAGCAGCUACGCCUAAUCAUGGAGCAGCGACGGGCCAGGCGCAAAGCUCGGCGUGAUGCCCGGGCACGCCCUUACCCACACACUGCUGCAUCAUGGGCCACAGACACCACAGUGCCUGCUGUUGUCACCACAACCAGCACAGCGGCAGCAUCUGCUACUCAAGCAAUGGAUGUGGAUGGAGGAGAUACUGAUGGUACUGAUCCCACCACCCUAUGUGAGCUCAACUCAGAGACUGUAGUGGCUUAAUGAUGGCCCAUCAUUAGAAGGAUGUUAGGUUAAUGUGUAGGGAGGAUUUGCCACUGUGAAUUGUUUAGAUGGAUUUAGGUGUAAGUGAUGAGUAUACCUUUGCACAACUGCCUAUAGCCCAAGGUGACUCAAUUUAGCCAAGGUGGUCAAGCCUUUAUGUUGAAAGUCUUGUCAUUUGGCAGGAAGUAAGAAAAUGCAAGGUCUGUCGUCUGUGAUUUAGGGUUGACUGUGUUGCAGCAGAACUGUGACACAAAAGCAGUGUUUGAUGAUGUGCUUCCAUAGUUGGAAAAGGUGAGUGUUCCAGAUCAAUCAAGGAAGGAGACCUCUCAAGGUGUGCUGAACUUGACUAAUAAAUUGUUAUAGCACUGUUUGUCAAAACUACCUUGAGGAGAGAGACAAUAAUAUCCUGGGGUUGAUUUAAAAAAAGGAAAAAUAAAACAAAAACAAACAAAAAUAAAAAUGAUUAGCAUUAAUCAGAUUAUGAUAAAAACAGUGUUAGAGCAUGUUAGAAAUAAACUUCUUGAUUAUUGAGAGCUCUGCAGGGUACCCGAGCCAUGUUCUUGCUUGUGGUUUAGAAGGGACUUGGCAUCUUAUUGCAUGUAUUAGUUGAUCCUUUGAGCCCCAAGAGAACCCCUCUUGAUGUGACACUCAGGAACCACAAUCCCUAAAGGAGAUUUGGUCAGUUAUCAUGGAAGCUCCGUAAUUCUUGAGUGGCAUUUUUGACGACCAUCAGUCCAUUUAGUAGUAUUGUUGAGCCACAAGGAUUCUCUCACCAUAUGGCAACCAGAAGGAAAGAAAAAGAAGAAGAAGAAAAAAAUAGUAUAGAAAAUAUAUAAUGAGGAGGGUACUGUAUCAUCAGAGAAAGGCUGAAUCUACCUCGUCAUGUAACCAAUCGCUACUUCUUUUAAUACAAGCAGAUAAUUUUAUCCCUGUUCUAUUGAUAUAUAUAUACAUAUAUAUACAUAUAUACAGUAUGGUGUUAUAAAUCAGGACGUGACCUCAGCUGUUACACCGCCAUAGAUUCCAUUGCCAUAGUUUUGUCUAGAUGUGGUUAACUCACUUUCCGUGUCUUUAUUGACUUAAGCUUGUAUAUGAGGUUUUGAACUACCCCAUCCCAUCCCACCUGAUGUCACUAGCUAUGGAGAUGAUAUUGCUUAAGUUGUCUGUGUUUACUUGAUACUUGUAUCCAGUGCGGGUUUUACUUCUUGUGUGCGCCACCUGAGCUGUAAAUAACACAUUUCCUAUCUGCCUUUUGAAGAUGCAUAGACAUCUCUAUUGAUCAAAAAAGUAGUUGUGAAUGUGGUUUUCUAGUUCCCUUGCUCAGUCUUUGAAUAGUAGGACAAAGAUCUUGUUUUUACAACCAAAAUUAUGGCAGUCAUUUUUCUGUCAAGACAGGAAUAUAAGCCAAGUCUGAAGUUUGUUUAGCACUGGCUUUGUAAUGACUAAUAUAGGAAUCCUCAUGGCUAGUUACUGGAUAGAGCAAAAGUUUGACACAGAAAAGGUAUAAUGGAAGCUAAGAAAAAAUUAUAUUUGCAAAUAUAAGUCUGAAGCUUCUCAUUUCACAUUACAUGUACAAAGGCAUUUUCUUCAUAUCAUGCUUCUCAUAGUUGUUACUAUUUUUUAUUUUACUUUAUUUAUUUAUUUAUUAUUAUUAUUGUUUUCAUUUUUUUAGCAUUUGUAACUUCAGUUAAGUUUUGGUUUAGGACUGAUGUUCAACAGUUUGUUUUAUUUGAGAGUGCAAAAUCAUCAUCAAAGUUAAAAGAUGUUUCUUCAGCAUGUGUUUUUGAAGAUUUGAUUAGUAAAUUGAUCCACUUUAGUGUUUUUUGUUUUUAUUACAUGUAUCUGAAAGGUGUAUGCCUUUAGGGAGGAGUAACAAAUGUACCUUUACUUACAUCAGCAAACAGGUUUAUGGAUAUCACAGAUAUACAUGAAUAGUUUCAAUUAGGAAUAUAUAAGAUUCGUCGGAAUGUUGCAAAAGAACCAAAACACCUUGUGGGUGUUUUUCUGGGUACUUGCAACAAUGGCAUUGUCAUGUGUUUCUGUGAUUGAAGUGGGACAGUACUGAAAAGUUAAGGCUGCAGCUGGUGAUGCUUGAUGAGUCCAUAAUCUUAUCAAAGGCAUCUGUAGAAAUUUCUCAUACACAUUUUACAGAUUCCUCACCUGAGCCUAGACUUCACUGUACUCCCACUUGCAACAAACUAGACUAUGGUCUACAUUGUGAUAUUAGAUAGCCUGGCACCCAGAUAUUGUCAUCGGCCAUAUUAUUUUUUAUUUUUGUAUUUAUUGAAAUAUACUUUUUUACACCCCUUGGCAAGGAUGGAACCAAGGGAUCCCACAUACUGGUAUUUUAAUAACAGGCUUUCGUGUGGCAUAUCUGAUGUUCAGCCCACCUGGUUCUUGGAAGUUGCUAACAAUACUUAUUUAUUCCUCAUUAUUCCUGUUCUUUACCAUCAUGGUUAUUAGUGCCCAUUUCUCUAUGUUACAUGUUUACUAAUACUGAUUAGUAUUUAUUUCCCCCAGUCACUUUUUUCUUCUGAUUGUUUAAAGAUAUUAAAAAAUAAAACGCCAGACACAUCAGGAUUAUAGCAAGUUUUGUCUUUAUAUCUUGCCACACAAAUGGUACAAGACCUAGAGAAAAUUUAUUUGAGUGUUUGUAGAUUAACGCAUGGCCUCUGCAAUAUGUGCAAGGAAAAGAAAAUUGUAGAUAUAGCAGGCAUAGUUUUACAUAGAUCAGUGCAUGCCUGUUUAUUACAAGGUUGGAGAAGUUGAGAAGUGAGUCUUCCGUAUAACAACUUAGAUAUUUUUUUUCACUGAAGGGAAUGUGUAUGUCUCCUUCAUGCAGUAAAUAUCCCAGUUCUGAGUUGGGUCUUGCAUGUUUCAUGUGCCAGGAGUGUGUUUUUCAUCUUUUCAUUAUAGGUUUGAUCUCAUACAAUAAAGUUGUCUAUGGUGUGCCGGCGUAUCCAAAAUGUUGCUGACUUGGAAGUUGCUAGUAAUAUUUUCUUUUAUUCUGAGAAAUCUAGGGGUUAUUCUUUGUUUGACAUCUAUUUAUAAUGAAAGAUUUUAUAAAAAAAAAAAAGUGUUAUGAUGAAUGAGAUGGUUACAUAUUGUUAAGUUAGAAUUGUUAGCAAAUAAUGUAUUUCUGUUUAGGUUGUUGGAACAAAAUUUGCCCUUAUAUUGUUUCAAGUGAGUGGGUAUAGUACUUUAUUUUCACCGUUGAUUGAGCACAUUGGCCUUCUUGCAAAAUAACUUGUUACUUUAUAUGGCAAUAUUGCAUAAUUUGGGCAUUUCUUUGAAUCGUGUUAUAUAUAUAUAUAUGUCUAUGGGUAAUUUUUAUUUUUAUUUUCCAUUGUUAAUUGGUAAGUUGUUGGUGGUAUUCAAACCAAGAUGCUGAUUUUCAGAAGUUUCUUGAACUUAUUGGGUACCAAAAUAAACAUUUGAAGUCCUCAAUAUUGACUAUAUUAGUCUGCAUGAGGAUAGAAAAUAACAGCUGGCCAUAGGCUGUACUUGGCACAUAAGCCUAAGGUCGGAUAUGGCACCCACGCUGACAUUUUGCUUCUUUCCUUCCUCGCCAUAAGGCGAAACGGAGCCAAAUGUCGGCCCUGUACCUCAUUAGGCUCAUGUCCCCCUCUUUGGUAAGUGAUUCACAAGAAGUCUCAUCUUCGCCAUCAGGUAAAGUUAAAACUUCAUUUGGGCAGCCACAGUUACAGACAGUAAGCAAUGGUGAUAUUGUUGGACUUAGAUGCAUUUUUGAAAUAACAGUCACUGUUCAUAGCUGUUCUGUGGCAGGAUUGUGAAUAUCAGCCUUAGAAAUUGGACCAUUAUGGUAGACAUAGGAGUCAAUCACUUUGUCCAAAAUAAGAUUUUCACUUUUUUUCCCUCCCUCCCUUCCUCUUCUUCUGCCCCCCCCCCCCCUCUCUCUCUCUCUCUCUCUCUCUCUCUGUCUCUCUCUCUGUC
Molecule: messenger RNA, 6951 nt
Organism: Penaeus chinensis
Lineage: Eukaryota; Metazoa; Arthropoda; Malacostraca; Decapoda; Penaeidae
Product: midnolin-like
Exons: 6
Coding region: 883-2997 (704 amino acids)
Cellular component (GO): nucleus
Source: RefSeq, a predicted model, not a curated record